AACAUCCGUGUUCGGACGGUUCAGGGGCAGCAGUAUCAGUGUCGGUCCGGAGUCAAGUUUCGUGGAGAUCUGGAGCAGCGCUUCAUUCUGGUGGACUGUCAGACUGUGAUGUUCGGGACGUACAGCUUCACGUGGUCGUUUGAGAAGAUCAACCUCAGCAUGGUUCUGGUGAUCACAGGUCAGCUGGUUAGCACUUAUGACGAGGAGUUUCGGAGGCUGUACGCUCGCUCCACCGUCCCUGCAGUCCUGUCCAAAUCACCCGCCCUGUACCUGAGAGACACUGUGCCUGUGCAGAGCCCCAACUCCAGCCAGCUGUCCCUCCACCAAAUCCACACGAGACCCAAAGUGAUGCACGGCAUGAGGAGCGCUCAGGAUGAGAGGCUGAACAACGCCGCCGUCAUGACGAGGGGCCUGAGCGUGCAGGAGAGGCUGCAUCAAUCUCACUGUCUGGACACGGUGAAUAUGGUGCGAGGGCACAGCUAUGGCGGAGAGCUGCAGAAGUUAAACUCCAUGACUCGGCUGAGGAUGGGGACCAAAGAUAUCCCUCCUCCCGAGGCGACUGGACUUAACAUGAGAGGCGGCGGCGGCGGCGACAUGCUGCUGACAAACAGGUUGUCUCAGCAGCACCUUCGACACCGGAUUCGUUACGGAGCAGACCAGAAUCUGAUACCGUUCAACUCCGAAACUUCGCUCCACAGGUGGAAAAUGGACGCGUACUUUGACGACAGAGACCCUUUAGAUGCAUCAUGUGACGCGAUAUCCCCGUUGGCGUCUCCGUAUAGUAGUCACACGGGCUUAAACGAGCAGCUGCUUCACAGCAGGUCGAGGGACAUUAAGUCCAGGAUGGAGGAAAUGAGGCAGAAGAGGCUCAGUCUGCAGGAAUACGCCAAUCUCCGGCAGAGCCAAGAGUCCCUGAGGUCCAUGUUUCUGGACAGAUCAAAAUAUAUGUCUUCGUUAAGAGGUCUGGACAUGAGGCAGGGUGUCGCAGAGUUAGACCCAAAUGCUCAAAACGGUCUGGAACCGACAAACCACAAAGACAUUGAGACAAACAAAGACGGCGACAUAAGACCACAAACUUUCACCGACGGCGUCCGCUCUGCCUCACAUUACGAUGUCACGGCGGCUCCAGAUCGGAAGACGAUGCAGACGUACGACUGGCACGAGCCUCUUUCCAGGACGACCUCAGAUUUAGACAUGAAACUAACCGAUCCGACGCUCAAACUCGCACACUUGCAGCCCAGCGGUCUCCAGCACCCGAGAGCGAUGGAGUCUUUGACCGAGAUCCCCGAAGAGAAAGAGGGUUCACGAGUCAACAGUUCGGACUCGGCUGCAUUCAAAGAGGGAAAUGAGGAGGUUCAGAAAGAAGAGAAACCUGCACCAAAGGAGAACUCCUUGAAAUCCAGUUUACCUGCAGAAUCACGGCGCCACGAUCAAGCCAAAGACAGCGCCAGCUCUACGGGUGAGGUCCAAAGCAACGUGCAA
Molecule: messenger RNA, 1482 nt
Organism: Plectropomus leopardus (leopard coralgrouper)
Lineage: Eukaryota; Metazoa; Chordata; Actinopteri; Perciformes; Serranidae
Source: RefSeq, a predicted model, not a curated record